This is a messenger RNA of Solea solea (common sole), 3937 nucleotides long. RefSeq names its product solute carrier family 35 member F1 (gene slc35f1). Lineage: Eukaryota; Metazoa; Chordata; Actinopteri; Pleuronectiformes; Soleidae. The record is from RefSeq and is a predicted model, not a curated record. Gene Ontology annotation, cellular component: membrane. The transcript is spliced from 8 exons. Gene Ontology annotation, biological process: transmembrane transport. Gene Ontology annotation, molecular function: transmembrane transporter activity. Bases 229 to 1386 code for a protein of 385 amino acids.
CACGAAGGGCGCCAUCUGGUGGUGACUUCAGCAUCUUCAUAUCAGUCAUAGGAUCAGGUUGUGAAUGUCAUAGUCAAUCACCAGGAAAGAGCUGCACCGGUCACCGCUGAGCCUGCGCCGUCUCCUCCUCCGGUUCCUCCUCCGGUUCCUCCUCCGGUCCCUCCUCCGGUCCCUCCUCCGCUCCUCCUCAGUGCACAAUGCGCUGAUCUGUGCUCAGCGUGUGGCAGGAUGAUCUCCGUCGUGUCCACGGUGGAGAGCGCUCCCAGGGGCUCGGGCACACCGGCGUCCAGCCUGUACCAGCGGGUCCGGAAGGUGUUAACCAGGGACCUGCUGGUGACCCUGGCCCUGGGCCAAGUCUUGUCCUUGUUAAUCUGUGCCAUCAGUCUGACCAGCAAGUAUCUGGCUGAUGACUUCCACGCUAACACUCCCGUGUUCCAGAUCUUUCUCAACUACAUCCUGCUGUUUCUGGUCUACACCACCACACUGGCAGUCAGGCAAGGGGAAGAGAACUUACUGGCCAUUCUGAAGCAGCGCUGGUGGAAAUACAUGAUUCUGGGUUUGAUCGACAUCGAGGCCAACUAUCUGGUCCUAAAGGCGUACCAGUACACCACACUCUCCAGUGUGCAGCUCUUAGACUGCUUUGUCAUCCCCGUGGUCUUGCUGCUGUCCUGGUUCUUCCUCUUGGUCAGGUACAAGGCUGCCCACUUUGUCGGGGUAGGACUUUGUUUGCUGGGCAUUGGCUGCAUGGUAGGAGCUGACCUCCUGCUUGGUCGGCAGCAGGGCCUUGGAGAGCAGAAGCUGUUUGGGGAUCUUCUGGUUUUGGGAGGAGUGACACUGUAUGGAAUCUCCAACGUUUGUCAAGAGUUCAUUGUGAAAAACUUGAGCCGUGUAGAGUUCCUCGGCAUGAUGGGACUCUUUGGAUCCUUCUUCAGCGGCAUACAGCUAGCAAUCAUGGAACAUAAGGAGCUGCUGAAGGUGUCCUGGGACUGGCAGAUAGGUCUUCUCUAUGUGGGUUUCAGUGCCUUCAUGUUUGGUCUUUACAGCUUCAUGCCUGUGGUGAUGAAGAGGACAAGCGCCACCGCUGUCAAUCUCUCUCUGCUCACAGCUGAUCUGUACAGCCUCUUCUGUGGCUUCUUCCUCUUUCACUACAAGUUCUCUGGCCUCUACCUGUUGUCGUUCUCUGUCAUCAUCUUGGGCCUGGUCCUUUACUUCUCCUCAAACACCUACGUCGCCCAGGAUCCGAGGGUCUAUAAGCAGUUCAGGAACACAGGCAGCCAGCUGGUCACUGACCCUCCCCUUGUCAGUCGUGGAGUCCCAGAACCUUCUGUUACCUACACCAGCCUGGGCCGUGACCUGGGUGACGAGGUUCCUGUGCGUGUAGCAUAAGAUGAUGUGGUAGGGUUUAGUCUUUUGUCAGCACGGUUGGAUCAGUUUAAGUGUAUAUAACAUUAGACAGGUAUUCUGACUGUAGUCUGACUGUAGUCUGACUUUAGUUUGGUGGUAGUCUGACUGUAGUCUGGUGGUAGUCUGGCUGUAGUCUGACUGUAGUCUGGCAGUAGUCUGACUGUAGUCUGACUGUAGUCUGGUGGUAGUCUGGCAGUAGUCUGGCUGUUGUCUGGCUGUAGUCUGGUGGUAGUCUGACUGUAUUCUGGCAGUAGUCUGGCUGUAGUCUGACUGUUGUCUGGCUGUAGUCUGACUGUUGUCUGGCUGUAGUCUGGUGGGAGUCUGGCUGUAGUCUGACUGUAGUCCGGCAGUAGUCUUGCGGUAGUCUGACUGUUGUCUGGCUGUAGUCUGGCUGUUGUCUGGCUGUAGUCUGGCUGUUGUCUGCUCAGCAGAGCAGCUGUGCCGUCACCAGGUAUGUCCAGCUUUUCAUUCAUGGCCAGUACAGAGGGACAGAGUCGCCACCUGCUCACUUGCAAAUGUACAGUGUCCUCCUAUAGUAGUGGAACAGUGAGGCCAACUUCUUUAUUUUUGCCAUAGACUGAAAACAUUUGGGUUAGACAUCAAAAGAUGAAUAUGAAACAAAAGAUGAGCAUUUCAGCUUUUACUUUCAGGUAUUUGCAUCUGGAUCUGAUACACAACAUAGAAGAUAGCACCUUUUGUUUGAACCCACCCAUUUUUCAUGGCUAAAUGAUCAUCCAUGUGUAUAGACAGUAUUGUAAUUUCACGUAUUUUGUACGUAACACCUGUGUAUAUAUACAGUAUGUGUUCAUCUGAUCCAAGUGAAUCCAUCAGCUCGAGUCACAUCAUUGUAGUGAAAGACAUCUCCUCACGCUUUGACAUGUUCUGCUGUGGAUGUUUUUAGGCUGAUACAAAAUACAUUUAGAUAUCAUCUAUUUCAUUUUAUUCUCUACACCAAAAAUACAUCAAAGGAAGAGUCUGUUCCUUUACUGCUAUGGUGCUAGAAUCUGUAAAUGGUUAAAUAGUCACUUUUACUGAGUGAUAUUUUGGUCUGUCAGACCAAUGAUGACCCUUGUUUCAUACCCUUGUAUACAAGUUCCUUGUAUGUUUUGUUCUUCUGGAGUUGUUUCUUUAUGGCUGAGGUCUUAAUCCCUUUAUACUCCUCAAAUAUUUUUACUAUACUUUACUAUAGAUUUUAUAUUAAUAGUAUAAGAGCUUUUGAGUUGUAAAAUAGUUUUUUGUUUUCACUGUGUUGAACAAGGCCUAAUGGUGCAGAGAUGUUCUUUAUCAACUAUGUUUUUCGUCUGUCAUUGUGAAGAAGGCUUUAAAUCAGCAUUUAGACUUUAAACAACUUGAGUAGAGGAAACCAAUGAAAAGGCCAGGUGACCUCUGACAAUGGUGGGGGGCAUUUAAACCCCUAACUACAGUGUCUUUUACAAUACGUAAAGACACUGUCUCCAACAUGAUAUCUACUGUAUAAUAGGUAUGAUCCAUCAGUGUGAAUAUUUCACAACCUGACACAUGAUCGAUCAGGUGUCUACAGUGAUUAUUAGCCUACAAUAACGCACGGAAAAUGUUUCAGUGCGGCUGACAAUCUGACUAUUAAAGUAUUAAGUCACAGUGUUGUCCACAUCGAUGAUAUAUUAAUCAUUAAAAGUGUUCAUGUUAAAGAAAGUCCUUGGGCAGGCUAAUGAAGUAACAUCUAAUUGGGAAUUUGAUAUUUUGAAAGACGUAAAUUGAAUUAAUUUGGCAGGUGAAUGCGCUCUGAUAUGUGUUUUGAUAUCGACUGUAUGAAUGAGGAAAUGAGGCGGAGUGUCAGACAGCUGCUUCAGGCUCAGCAGGAGGAAGCGACAGAGAGAAACAUAGGGUAUGUUGAAGAAAACCUGCCAGCGAGCAGGUUAGGUUCACAGAGUAUGUUGCCAGGGUAACUGACUCAGUUAAGCUGAACUGGCUUUGUGAAACCGAAAAAUCAGAGUUUCCCUCAUCUCAGGGUUAACUUACUUGACUAAACCUGCUUUCUGAAACGGGCCCCUGGACUCAAAUCAAAGUUUGUUUACAUUAAUCACACAGUACCCAGACUUAGUUUCAGCAAAGUUUUCUACAUGGGGACUAUCAAGAGCAAAUGUGUGCAUAAUUUACAGUCAUAUAUGUUACACCUAAUAUUAUUUGGUAUUAGUAAACAAAUCAUUUACAAGAGAUAUUUUGUAUUUUAAUCCAAUGCAUUUUUAAAAAUAAAUUAAACAUUCUGCAAACAAAUCUCCUACGACUCAUCCGUGGGUCCCGACUCAGCCUUUGAGAAACUGUGAUUUUUGGCACCUUGUCUCAUGUCAUGUUAUUCCUCAACAUGUAAAAGACCUUUGAUAGUCUAAUAUAGAGACAGACACACUGACAUAUAUGGACAUAUAUGGAGGGACACAUAUGAGAUCCUAGAUGGGUUUAUUGUCACAUCUUCAUAUUUCUGGAUAUAUGUGUUGUAUUAUUAUUUUUGUAUGUAAAUGUAAAAAUGACAAAUAAAGUUGAUAAGUUGAAAAAUAAA